This is a messenger RNA of Closterium sp. Naga37s-1, 459 nucleotides long. The record is from the annotation of a GenBank genome assembly. NCBI's taxonomy places the organism in Eukaryota, Viridiplantae, Streptophyta, Zygnematophyceae, Desmidiales, Closteriaceae.
AUGGCUCGCGCGGCCGUGUUCAUCCUCGUCGCUCUGUCGCUUCUCGGCGUUGCGUUAGCCGAGGUCGCAGCACAGGACGUGCUCGUUCUCGACGAUAAUAAUUUCAAAUCUACCAUCGACGAUCACUCGAAGGCAUACUUUAUCAAAUUCUUCGCACCGUGGUGUGGUCACUGCAAGCGCCUGGCGCCGACAUGGGCGGAGCUUGCUUCGGCGAAGGUGGCGCCGGAGGUGGUGAUCGCGCACGUGGACUGCACGGCCUCGCGCAGCGUGUGCGAGGAGCAGGAGAUUCGUGGCUAUCCCACCCUCAAGGUGUUUGUGAAGGGAGAGGGGAAGGAGAAGUACUCUGGUGGCCGGGACCUUCAGUCUCUGAGCACGUAUGUGCAGGAGGUUGCUGAGGAUUUCAAGGACUCAGUUGCUGCUGCUGAUGCAAAGGCAGCAGACACAGAGGCUGCAGCGUAA